This is a messenger RNA of Ectocarpus sp. CCAP 1310/34, 1982 nucleotides long. NCBI's taxonomy places the organism in Eukaryota, Phaeophyceae, Ectocarpales, Ectocarpaceae. The record is from the annotation of a GenBank genome assembly.
AUGCCUUGUGCGGAAGGUGAACUGUGCCUUCAACACGACAGGACGCCGCAACCCCCUCAUGGCCACCCCUGCAAGGGAGGAUGUGGCGGGCGGCUCCACGGCAAUUGCGGCAGCGUGUUUGAGGACAACGAGCAGCACCGCAUCUGCAGCACGUGUGUCGCCAGGACUAGCAAGCGCAAAGCAACACCAGCUAAGGGUGCUGGGGCGGGACCAUCUAAACGCCAGAAGCAGACGAGCGGGGGAAGCAAGAAAGGAACGGGUUCUCGUGCGCGGCUGGACAACAACAAGAAGCUCGAGAUUCUGAAGUUGCUGGAUCAGAAGGUGUCUCACGCACAGAUUGCAGACCGCUUCACGUGCUCGCUUCGGUUUAUUGGGACCGUGAAGGCUGGCCGGCAGAAGGUGGAGAUAGCAACUGCUGCAGGCUGCGGCAGCCAGAAAGCUGCACGCAAAGGAGAUUUUCCGGAGGUGGAUGAGAUAGCUCUUGAUCUACUCGACAAAGCCCGCAAGGCCAAGAUGCCCGUCACACGCGAUGUCCUUCGAAGCUUCGGCCGUUCCGCCAGGGCAACCCUGCUGGCUGACAUCGCAACUUCUGCAGCAGUGAGGGAGAGGGUGGAGGACUUCAAGGCCGGCGAGAGGUGGGCGAAGAACUUCGUGAAGCGCAAUAAGAUCCAGAGCGUGAGACUUCAUGGCGAGGCUGGUAGCGUCGACAAGGAGGCCAUCAAGGAGGUCAUGGAGGAAAUCAGGGCCCUUUGCGAGAUUUUCCCGGCUAGUUUCAUCUUCAACGUCGACGAGACAGGCCUCCAGUGGAAGCUCAUGCCCAGGCGCACGUACCUUUUCACAUCGGAGGAUCGGAAGGCGGCGCGGGGCUCAAAGAGCAUGCACUUCAAGGACCGACUGUCUGCCAUCAUGUGCUGCAAUGCCGACGGCACUGCGAAGGUUGACAUGGGCAUCAUCGGGAGGGCAAAGGAACCCCGCUGCUUCAAGAACGGGGGUUCACCUCUGAAGAAGGAGCUGCUCGAUGUGAAGACAUCAACCAUGUUGGUGGCUGACACACUUCGCACCCAGGCCAAAGCCCGCAAGAUGAAGGCCGGGACAAUGGGGCUAGCGCAAGGGCACCAACCUCACGUGCGGGACGCCGCUGAACUUCUCCAGAAAGCAUGGGCCAGCGUCACCGCCCAAGACAUCGCCAGAGACGGUCAACACGUUACGCACGAGCGUGCAGGACGCGCAGAAGCAGGGAUCCCGCGUCGUGGACGAGGAGAUCAGCGACUGUUGGCAGAACUCAACAUCAAACCCGGAAAGCAAGUCGCGGGGGAAGCGGUGGCCGCGAUUCAGGGGCGGGCUACCAUCGAGGACAACGAGGAGGUGGUAGAGGCUCUUCGAUUGGACGCGGUGGAAGACAUGACAGCACUGCUGGCUGGAACGAACUUGUCUACCGGCGGCGACGACGAGGAGGACGAACAGGACCAGGGCGGCGGCGGUGAGAACACGGGGCGCGAGCGCCGUGCCCCACGUGCGCCACCGGGUUAUGAAGAACUGUCGUCUCACUUCGGCGCCCUGGAAGUGGCAGCAGAGGACAGUGGCAACGGAAACGCGGCGUUCUACCUAACGAAAGCGAAUAUGUCGGUGAUCGCAGCGCAUUCCGCUAGGCGGGUGCGCCAGACAGACAUUAGAGGAUUUGUCGCGACGUAGAGUUCAUGGUUGUUUAUUUUUCUUGAGGUUCGCUUCCUGUCGUGUACUUGUAGUUUUUAUUUUUUUUCUUGCAACAUCGAAGCGGGUACGCCAGGCAGACACUCCAGUGUCGCGACGUAGUUUGGGGGGGAGAUACAACUGUAGUGCAGUAGUAUUGAUUUUUGUUUUCUUGCAGUGCGCUUCCUGUCGUGUUUCAUUUUCUGGUUUGUCUUUUGUAUCUUGCAACCUCGAAGGAGGGGCUCUAGGACUGAGAUAUAGCUACGUCCACUCUGUACGAACGGGAGCUUUAC